Aplysia californica (California sea hare) is the source of this 3274-nucleotide messenger RNA. RefSeq lists its product as uncharacterized. Lineage: Eukaryota; Metazoa; Mollusca; Gastropoda; Aplysiida; Aplysiidae. The transcript is spliced from 12 exons. Bases 489 to 1946 code for a protein of 485 amino acids. Gene Ontology annotation, molecular function: protein binding. The record is from RefSeq and is a predicted model, not a curated record.
UAUUGUCAUUCCUUUUUGUUGUGGUCAUAUGUUUGAAAACUGCUCUGCCUGUCUUUCCCAGGGCUCAUCUGUUCUCUCCCCUUCAUUAGUAUAAUCUUCACCUGUUCCUCUCCCCUUCAUUAGCAUAAUCUUCACCUGUUUCCAUCCCAUGGAUUAUUUUAAUCUUCACCCAUUUCCCUCUCAUAGAUAAGCCUAAUCUUCUUAUGCCUCCCUUACUUACAUUAGCUUAAUCUUCACUGGCAUCUUUGGUGUAAUGAUAAGGUACAUUAUUGUUGCAUUCAGUAGACCUGAGUUCAGUUCCCGAGUGAGGAGAAAUUUUUAUCGAAUAUAUAUCUCGGUAUUUUUGUUGGGAUGUUGAAUCCUUCUCAAUUCAGGUUAACCAUGACGUGCAGGUCUGGAGCCUGCCUCCUAAAUCACCUAAAUUGUGUUGAUGGGGGCAUAAGAAAAUUCUACAUGUUUUGGUUUUUGUUUUAAAAUUUAAUCUUCCCAUGUCUCCGUCCCGUACAGUCCCACCCCGAGUGUGUGCCGAUGUGGAGAUGGUCGUGGGGUUUGGAUCACUGGGCAAAGACGCCAUCAUCUCUGUCUGUGUCAUCGCCUUCCCUGAACCUAAUGACAUACGACUGUCUCGUGAUGGAAGACUGGUUAGACCCAAGAGAUACAAAGCCCGGUUCUCUUACACCGAACAGCCUCGAGGGAUUCUCACCAUUACUCUGAAGAAUGUCAGGCAGCAAGACUUCAACAGUACUUACAGACUGUAUAUGGAGAACUCCAUCAAACAAUUUAGUCAAACAAAGGUCAAACUAAGUCCACGAGGGCCACCACGGUGCCCCAUAUCUCUGGAGGUCAGUAAAGUGAGCAGCAACUACGUCACUCUUCAGUGGCACGCUGGCUCUGACGGAGGUCAAGAGCAGACGUUCUUCGUGCUACGUCACAGCGGACUGAACAACGACUCACGCGAGUUGGGACGACGUCAGGAGGUCACUGCCAGUGACGUCACACAGUACAGUAGACAGGCUGUGAAUGUCACCGGGCUCCAGCAGAAGACAGACUACUUUUUCAGCAUCUCAGCCAGUAAUGGUUUUGGAAGCGCCAAAAAUUGCGAGAUUGUCAAUGCUUCUACGAUUGCAACCACUGGAGCGGAAGCAUUAAGUGAUUCUGAAGACAGCACCCCCACCGUCAUUUUUGUUGUUGUUGGCAUUGUUAUCGUCAUCCUCAUCAUCAUCGUUGUCGCUGCUGUCGUGGCCAUUGUUCUGAGGAGGAGAAGAAGAAGGGACAGAGCCGCUGACAGGCUCUCCCAAGAUGACCCGUCCACCUAUCCCAGGGAUGCGGCAUUGGUCAUGGAACCAGUAGAUGACCCACGGCAGGUCAAAGUUCAACCGACUGAGACAGGCAACACUUCAGCAGACCACGAAUACGAAAAUCCGUACGACGUACCAGAUGAAAUACCGGCGAGCAACAUUCACACCCAUUUCCCGAUCAAGAGUACUAUGACAAAAAUCCCCAUUGCUUCACCGUCUCUCUCCGCUGACGGCGAAUACGAACAUUCGUACGAUGAUGCAACAUCCAUGCCGGCGAGCAACAUUCACACCCACGUCCUGAUCAUGAGCACUAUGGCAGAAAUCGUCCAACCUGAGGCUCCGCAGGCAAACACUGACACUAGCCCCUAUUAUAAUGUUUCUGCCUCUGCACCAAGGUCAAGGGCGGGGCAGGAAGGUCAAGUUCGGAUCAUAGACCCUGCUGGAGCUUAUGACGUGCUUCCGGCCCUAGAUAGUGUCGCUUUUGUUUCCGAUCCUUACACAAGCCUGUUACCCGAAAGGGAAAAUUCCCAGGCUGAUGAAGUGGAUGAUUUGUAUAUGAACGCUCGGGCUAGUUCUGCGGAGCCGGAGGGCUAUGUGAACAUGGAGGAAAUCAAGAAAGAGGAUGACAACCCUUAUGAGAAUGCUUAAAGAGACCAAGGUGUCUGCCUCGAGUGUGGUUCCAUUUGAUGUUCAAGGGGAUUCCAUCAAAUCCAGGGGCGGACCCAUUUUUUAAAUAUUUUUUUUUGCUUUGGAGUGCUGCAAGAACUUCAUCUCUGCUGAUGGGGCUGUCAAGGAAGUCUUUUUCUUCCCAAUCUGGAGAUAUCAAAGUUUACCGUAAACCGGAUUGGGCUCAUCCAAAAUUGCUGCCCAUGGCAGUCCCUACCGAGCGGGGAGUUCAGAGCUGGAUCAUGAACCCCCUUAACGCUGUUUUCUGAUGAUAAAUGAAGGUACUUUUCCAUGACUAUUCUUGGGAUAUUACAGCAGUGGUUUCCUGUUGCCUACUGCCGGUUUGUGUACAGUUUUCUCUGCUAGCCUUUGUCGUCCACUCACAACCCACAAGGCACUGUAAUUUUGGGGUGUUUUGACAUUGACAUGCAUCUCAAUUUUUUUCCUAUUAGUAAGAAAGAGUGUAUGCAAUAUUUAGCUUGAAUGAUUUACUCUGUUAUUUUUUAGUGAAUGUAGAACUGCAUAAAUUAUUUUAUGUGCAUGAAUGUGUGUAUGCAUGUUUUUCAUGAAUAUUAUGUAAAACAUGUAGAUCAAUGAUUGUAAUUCGGAUAUAAAUGUCAUAUAUUAUUAUUAUAUGCGAACAAUGUAAUAUUACGGCGGGUGGGGUUUUGGGGGGGGGGGGGGGGUUAAGAGACAAAUGUAAAAGGAGGAGGGGGUGGGGGGCAAAAAGUCCCCUGAAAGGUGUAAGAUUAUACUUGAACAGCCCCUAAAUUCAAUUAAAAUAUUUGAAAACCAAGAAGAAACAAAGAGGAUGUCCUGUUGAGAUCUAAUGGAGGAUAUUUGACAAUUCUUCUUUUAGAUUUUGUCCCCCGUUCUAGCUUCCCGAGGCUGUCCGGGGCGAUGAGACUCUUGCCGUUCUGACGAAAACAUUUACCCACAUUUGCUGACUCCAGGGGGAAAAAAGAUAUGAGUGGAAGAUUGUUUUAUUUGUCUACAAUUACGUAGUUUCUUUAGACUGUGUGUACAAGCAUAGCAAGGCUGUCGCAAAUUUGUAAAGGUGCGAGAUCCAAGCAACAUGAAUCCCAUGUCUGUUUUUUUCUCUUCUUUAAACUGCUAAAAUUGCCAAAGGAUGGCACUUGUACAUUUUUAACCUUACAUUAGAUUGUUUGAUUGUUCUGAGACAGUGCAGUCUAGAGUAUCUAUCCCGCACUGUUCUCAGAUAAUGUAUGCAAAUUUUUAUGAGAGAUUGUGUUAGAUUUAUUUGAAUAAACUUCAAGACUGGACUUAACAAAAGCUUUGUGAUGUAUUUG